Molecule: messenger RNA, 921 nt
Organism: Ceutorhynchus assimilis (cabbage seed weevil)
Lineage: Eukaryota; Metazoa; Arthropoda; Insecta; Coleoptera; Curculionidae
Source: the annotation of a GenBank genome assembly
AUGGGUGAUACAAACAAAAAAAUUGUGUACGUUGGUGGUUUGGCUGAAGAAAUAACUGACAAAAUUCUAAAAGCUGCGUUUAUUCCUUUCGGCGAUAUUAUCGACAUACAAAUACCACUGGAUUAUGAAUCAGAAAAACACAGGGGCUUUGCGUUUAUCGAGUUUGAAGCCACAGAAGAUGCUGGCGCGGCCGUGGAUAACAUGAACGAUGCGGAACUAUUUGGUCGAACCAUCCGGGUCAAUUUGGCGAAACCACAAAGGAUAAAAGAAGGUUCAACGAGGCCCGUUUGGUCUGAGGAUACCUGGCUUCAAAAACAUGCUGGAGAAACCAUUAAAGAUAAAGGAGAUGAUAUGGAAACAUCUAGUGAAACUACUACUACUACUAGCGUCAGUGAAUCCACAGAAGAAUCAAUUCCUAAAAAAAUCACUAACCCGCAAGUCUAUCUUGACAUUAAAAUAGGAAAAACGGAAAUAGGUCGUAUUACCAUAAUGCUGCGAGCUGAUGUAGUACCCAGAACUGCGGAAAACUUUCGUUGUCUUUGCACCCACGAAAAGGGCUACGGUUUUCAAGGAAGCAUGUUUCAUAGAAUCAUUCCAGACUUCAUGUGCCAAGGUGGCGAUUUUACCAACCACAAUGGCACUGGAGGAAAAUCAAUAUACGGUAGAAAAUUUGCUGAUGAAAAUUUCCAACUAAAGCACACAAAUCCAGGUACCUUGUCAAUGGCAAAUUCUGGACCCAACACCAAUGGAUCUCAGUUUUUUAUUUGUACAGUCAAAACCGAGUGGCUGGAUGGAAAACAUGUUGUUUUUGGACACGUUAUUAGUGGCAUGGAUGUGCUUAAGAGGAUGGAGAGGUGCGGAACAAAAGCCGGAAAGCCUACUGAUAAAGUGACAAUAGCUGCUUGUGGUGAAGUACAAUAA